This is a messenger RNA of Arvicola amphibius (Eurasian water vole), 2725 nucleotides long. It is a transcript of the gene Gmeb1, whose product is annotated as glucocorticoid modulatory element binding protein 1. The transcript is spliced from 10 exons. The record is from RefSeq and is a predicted model, not a curated record. Gene Ontology annotation, cellular component: nucleus. Gene Ontology annotation, biological process: positive regulation of transcription by RNA polymerase II. Lineage: Eukaryota; Metazoa; Chordata; Mammalia; Rodentia; Cricetidae. Gene Ontology annotation, molecular function: DNA-binding transcription activator activity, RNA polymerase II-specific; RNA polymerase II cis-regulatory region sequence-specific DNA binding. Bases 143 to 1831 code for a protein of 562 amino acids.
GUUGGAGCCCGGCUUGGCGGCGGCGGUGGCGGCGGCAGCCGUGGCGGCUUGUGCGCAUGCUCCGUCGCCCGCCCGCCCUGGCCGCUCGCCGCCCGCCCGCCCGACGGAGACGCAGCCCCGGCUAGCUGACUUCAUGUGAAAGAUGGCUAAUGCGGAAGUGAGUGUCCCAGUGGGAGAUGUGGUUGUGGUACCCACUGAAGGAAAUGACGGGGAGAGCCCUGAAGACACUAAAACCCAAGUGAUCUUGCAGUUACAGCCUGUGCAGCAAGGGAUUUAUGAUGCUGGGUCAGAGAACAACGCAGCAGUUGUAGCCGUAGAAGCUCACACGAUACACAAAAUUGAAGAAGGAAUUGAUGCAAGCAGCAUAGAAGCAAACGAGGAUAUGGAAAUUGCUUACCCUAUAACCUGUGGAGAGAGUAAAGCUAUCCUCCUCUGGAAGAAGUUUGUGUGUCCAGGAAUAAAUGUGAAGUGUGUCAAGUUCAAUGAUCAAUUGAUCAGCCCCAAGCAUUUUGUCCACCUGGCUGGCAAGUCCACUCUGAAGGACUGGAAGAGAGCCAUUCGUCUAGGCGGCAUCAUGCUCAGGAAAAUGAUGGACUCUGGGCAGAUCGAUUUUUACCAGCAUGACAAAGUUUGCUCCAAUACCUGCAGGAGUACCAAGUUUGACCUUCUGAUCAGCAGCGCAAGGGCGCCAGUGCCAGGCCAGCAGACAAGUGUGGUGCAGACCCCCACCUCGGCCGAUGGUAACAUCACACAGAUUGCCAUCUCAGAGGAGAGCAUGGAAGAGGCCGGGCUGGAGUGGAACUCAGCACUCACUGCUGCUGUCACCAUGGCCACAGAUGAGGGCAUCAAAAAAGACUCUGAAGAAAUUUCAGAGGACACUUUGAUGUUCUGGAAAGGAAUAGCUGAUGUAGGGUUGAUGGAGGAGGUCGUCUGUAAUAUUCAGAAGGAGAUAGAAGAACUUCUUAGGGGCGUUCAGCAGCGGCUCCUGCAGGCUCCCUUCCAGGUCACAGAUGCUGCUGUUUUAAACAAUGUGGCACAUACAUUUGGCCUAAUGGACACAGUCAAGAGAGUUUUGGACAACAGACGGAAGCAGGUGGAACAGAGCGAGGGACAGUUUCUCUACACCCUGGCAGAUUUGGAACGGCAGUUGGAAGAGCAAAAAAAGCAAGCCCAAGAUCCUAGACUGAAAUCUCAGACGGUUCAAAAUGUGGUACUGAUGCCUGUGAGCACCCCAAAGCCUCCAAAAAGACCCCGGCUCCAGCGGCCAGCCUCCACCACUGUCCUGAGCCCUUCUCCUGUGCAGCAGCCUCAGUUUACUGUGCUCUCACCCAUCACCAUCACCCCCGUGGGGCAGUCCUUCUCCAUGGGCAAUAUUCCAGUGGCUACUCUCAGCCAGGGCUCCAGCCCUGUGACUGUCCACACGCUGCCUUCUGGCCCACAGCUCUUCCGCUAUGCCACGGUGGUUUCCUCUGCCAAGAACAGCUCACCAGACACAGUGACCAUCCACCCUUCAUCAAGCUUGGCACUGCUAAGCUCUACCACUAUGCAGGAUGGCAGUACCCUGGGCAAUAUGGCCACAAUGGUGAGCCCUGUGGAGCUGGUGGCCAUGGAGUCUGGCCUGACUUCAGCAAUCCAGGCAGUUGAAAGCUCCUCAGAGGAUGGGCAGACCAUCAUUGAAAUUGACCCAGCCCCAGAUCCUGAGGCUGAAGACAAUGAGGGCAAAGCAGUCAUCUUGGAGACAGAGCUGAGGACUGAGGAGAAAGUGGUGGCUGAGAUGGAAGAACACCAGCAUCAAGUCCACAAUGUGGAGAUUGUGGUCUUGGAGGACUGAUUGGGGAUGGGGCCAAGAGCUAUGUUUUGGUUUGGAAUUUUAAUUAUGUUUAUUUUUAUCAUUGUCCCAUUCAUUUCCACAUAGAACCUUUUUUUUAAAAAAAAAAAAAAACAAACUACAAAAAUCUCGUUGUAAAUGACAAUGUUGGGUUUCUCCUACCCUCUCACUGACAAAUGGACAGAACAAGCUACCUUUCCUGAAGUUAGGAACAGGUCAUCCGGUGUCCUAAUCAUCUUACCCCAAGGAAGGUAUUAUUGCUUUUAGGGGAGGUAUCAAAUAACCAGGAACCCUUUCCAGAAUAGUCUGUCUGUAUAUACAUGCAUGGGUUCACUCUUGUAAAGAUGCAUUGACCAAACUCUGGAGCACAGACCUGACACUGGAAGACGGCCAGCUCUCGCGUAUCCUGGAUAUGGCCUCAGAGGCCAGUGCAAAACUCUCAAACAAAAGGAAGUUGAACUCUGCUUAGAGUGGGAAGUAGCAUGCCAUCAGCAGCUUAAAUGGGGAAGUUCUUUGGCAAGGAGGGGGCAAGGAGUGAUCUUCCAGAGGUGCAUCUGAUGCCCCCUCGAGCUCUUUGAGGGUUGGGUACCAUUUUGAGAAGAGGCCAGUGAUAUGCAGAAUGGCAUACAGCAAAACAAGCGAUUGUCACAGCUGUGCUUUUGGGAAAGCUCCCCUUGCCCCCAGUCUUGUCAAAGCCCUCAGCCUCUUCACCAAGGAUUACCAGUCCAUUCCUUUGCAGACUGUAAUGUGGCAUAAAUCGCUCUAGAUCUUGGACUGUGGCUGUCAUGAGAUGGGGCUCCACGGCCAUCAUUUUUGUUUCUUGACUCCAGGAAGAGUUCCUCGUGCAGACCAGCUGCUAUUUUCAGGAGCUGUGCAUGAAAGUGUGUCUGGUGUGUA